Raphanus sativus (radish) is the source of this 2440-nucleotide messenger RNA. RefSeq names its product pentatricopeptide repeat-containing protein At1g43980, mitochondrial. Gene Ontology annotation, molecular function: protein binding; RNA binding. The record is from RefSeq and is a predicted model, not a curated record. Gene Ontology annotation, biological process: RNA modification. NCBI's taxonomy places the organism in Eukaryota, Viridiplantae, Streptophyta, Magnoliopsida, Brassicales, Brassicaceae.
AUGAAGUGUGAGGUAGCUCACAGCAGCUCAAGGGAGUUCAGGUCAGCUCCAGUAGCUGGAGUAUUAGCUCAGUCAGCUGGAGAAGAUCAGACAGGGACCAUGGGAAAUCGUUGUCUUCAGCUCUACUUCAAAUCCGGUUCCGUCACAGAUGCUUUGCAAUUGUUUGAGGCUAUUACCGAAAAGAACACCAUAUGGAACGUCUACUUAAAGGGCUUGUUAAAAAACGAUUAUCUCAAUCACGCACUCUACCUGUUCGACGGAAUGCCUGAACGAGAUGUUGUUAGCUGGAACACAAUGAUUUCAGGGUUUGCUUCUUUUGGGUCUCCGAGAAAUGCAAUCAGGACAUUCUUGGAUAUGCGGAGAUAUUUUAUAAGUCCAACAGAGUUCACGUUUUCCAUUCUAGCUACACUGGUUACUUGUGUACGCCAUGGGGAACAAAUACAUGGUAAUGUUAUUUGCAGCGGUGUAAGUUUGUCCAAUCCGGUGGUGGUGUGGAAUUCUCUUAUGGAUAUGUAUAGAAGGGUAGGAGUUUUUGAUUAUGCUUUAUCCGUGUUUUUAACAAUGGAGGGUAGAGAUGUUAUCUCGUGGAACUCUUUGAUCUUGUGUUGUUCUGAUUCUGGGAACAAAGAAGUGGCUUUGGAUCAGUUUCGAGUAAUGAGAGAAAUGGGGUAUCAACCUGACGAGUACGCAUUCUCGACCGUUGUAUCUAUUUGCUCGGGUUUACAAGACUUGUGCAAGUGUAAGCAGGCUCUAGCUCUUUGCAUCAAGAUGGGGUUUCAUUCUAACACUGUUGUUUCAGGAGCUUCGAUUGACAUGUUUUCCAAAUGCGACAGACUGGAGGAUUCGGUUAAGCUUUUUCGGCAGUUGGAGAAAUGGGACUCGGUGUUGUGCAAGUACUCCUUGGUUGCUAGCUAUUCGUGGCAUGGUUUUGGAGAAGAGGCUCUUAAGAUUUUUAUCCUCGCUAUGAGGUAGAGAGUUAAGCCGGAUAAGUUCACUUUCAGUAGCGUUUUGAGCUCACUGAAUGUCAUGAUGGUAGAGCACGGAGCUCAAGUUCAUUCUUUGGCUGUCAAGUUAGGGUUUCAUCUGGACACACUUGUAGCAACCUCACUCAUGGAGAUUUACUUCAAAACCGGGUUGGUUGAUUCAGCAAUGCGAGUGUUUGCAACAACUGAUGAAAAGGAUUUGUUCUUUUAGAACACAGUGAUAAUGGGUUUGGCAAGAAACUGCAGAGCAGAUGAGUCCCUUGCCAUUUUCCGUCAAUUGUUGAUGCACCGAGGUCUGAAACCGGACAAAGUGACUUUAAUGGGUGUAUUGGUAGCUUGUGGUUAUGCUAACUUUGUUAACGAAGGGAAUCAGAUAUUCUCUUCUAUGAAAAAGGUUCAUGGAGUUGAUCCCGAGAAUGAGCAUUACGCCUAUAUGGUUGAGUUGCUGUGCAGGGUUGGUAUGAUCAAUGAAGCAAAUGACAUUGCUGAGAAGAUGCCUUUUGAACCAAGCUCUCAUAUUUGGAAACCUAUUCUCUGUGCAUCCAUUGACCUUGGAGAUAUAAGACUCGCUGAGAGAGUAGCAGAAAAAAUGUUAGAGUCUGAACCAAAGUCAUGGCUUCUUUAUCUUGUUCUCAUUAAGUUAUACGAGAUGACUUGGCGCUGGGAGAACUCGGUGAGAAUAAGAUACGCCCUGGAUAAACAAAAGAUGAAAUGCACUCAGGGAUCAAGCAAGAUCGGUAUAAACGGCAGUGUAUACUGCUUUGAGGCUAACCAGUUGCAGAUUCAUGGAGGUCGUUAUACUUGGGCGACCUUGGAAUUACUGUCUUGGGACUCAGAUGAUCAGAGGUCUGCAGAAUAUUGUCUAACGUGAUUACUCACUAUUAUUAGUGAGUGUUUUUUUCAUAUACUUCUAACCUUAGGAUGUUCCAAUUAAUGGUGGAGCCAGAUCUUAUUUUCUAUACCUCCUUCUACUACGGAAAGUUAAUAGUAUUGCACCUUACAUUGAUGCAUCAAGAAAUCAAUCUUAAGAUCAGAAAAUAUUUUUGGUGUCAAUGUUAUUAUGGGUCUGUAUCACUUCCUUUUUUAGUUCAAUUGAUGUUUUAUAGGUAGGCUGUAGGCAUGGGCUUCUGGUUUCGGUUUGAUUGUUUUCUUAUGGUUAUCGAUAUAGAGAGACAAAAACUAUUAGUGCAUUUAUAAGACUAGGGCGGGGAGCGGGGACGUUAACAAAUGCACGUACGUUGUUCAAAAUCAAAGUUUGAAGUAUUGUUGGAGAAGGCAAGACUAUAUGAAGGUGUUUUGUGGUGAAAAUAUCGAAGUGUAUUAUGCAACGCGAGGAGAAGUAGGGAGUGACUAAUUGAGGGUGUUGUUUUCAUAAUUUCGUAUAUAGUUAAUUCACAGUAAUGGUCAGGUGUAAUAUUUUUGAAUCUAUUUUACCAGAAAUGUUUUAGAAAACCACA